This is a messenger RNA of Arabidopsis thaliana (thale cress), 375 nucleotides long. RefSeq lists its product as uncharacterized. The transcript has 4 exons. Lineage: Eukaryota; Viridiplantae; Streptophyta; Magnoliopsida; Brassicales; Brassicaceae. The coding region runs from base 1 to 375 and encodes 124 amino acids. The record is from RefSeq and is marked reviewed.
AUGGACUCGUCUCUCCAUCAUUUCAUUAUAUUUGGAAGCGAGAUUCAUCCUCCAGAUUCAGAACAAGUUUAUAUAUUUACAAGCGUCGACUCUUUUAUGUCAAGUCUUUAUGGUGAUCGAGGGCCUACCAUUUUCGGUUCGAAUGGGAACUUUGGCUUCCAUGGGGAUUGCAAUAGAGGAAGCAUUCAAAAAGAAAAUUUGAUGCAUGGGUGUAUUGCUCCACGGCGACCGUCUACCAUCUUUUGUUCUGGUUUAACACGUGUUUCUUUCUCCUCUUACCGCCUAUGCGGUGGUUUUCCUGGGCUAGGUUGGGCUCCGCUUCUUUUCGAUUCAAUUGGGAUUAGUGGCUUUGUCAUGUUGCUUGAUGGAAUUUAG